Punica granatum (pomegranate) is the source of this 3061-nucleotide messenger RNA. NCBI's taxonomy places the organism in Eukaryota, Viridiplantae, Streptophyta, Magnoliopsida, Myrtales, Lythraceae. The record is from RefSeq and is a predicted model, not a curated record.
AUUUUCUCGAUGGGCUUUCGUCUCCCUCCUCGUCAAAGCUCACCUGAAAAUGUUUCCUGGCAUGGGACUUUCAAUUCAGACUCUGCCCUCUCUUCUCUCUCUCUCUCUCACACUUUCGCUCGCUCUCACGGCAAUCUGAGCUGUGACGCAGCUCUUCCCGCCCCUUUGCAGCUGCUGCGUCAUCUCCGCCAGACGGAUUGACGAGGCUGUGAAAUUCUCUUAACGUGCCACGAAAUGGCGGAUAAGCAGCUGAUUGUGGCUGUUGAAGGCACGGCUGCCGUGGGCCCCUACUGGCAGACCAUUGUUUCAGAUUACCUUGAAAAGAUUAUCAGAUCUUUUUGCGCGAAUGAUGGGAAGAAACCCCCUACGGUCAACUACGAGCUCUCCUUAGUUAUGUUUACUACUCAUGGAUCUUACUGUGAUUCCUUAGUACAACGAACUGGCUGGACAAAAGACGUCGAUAUCUUCUUGCAGUGGCUUUUGGCGAUGCCAUUCAGUGGCGGUGGUUUCAAUGAUGCUGCUAUUGCUGAGGGUCUUGCAGAAGCUUUGAUGAUGUUCCGUAUUGUCCCAAAUGGAAGCCAGACACAGCAAACUUUGGAUGGGAAAGGGCAUUGCAUUCUUGUUGCUGCUAGUAAUCCUUAUCCUUUACCAACACCAAUUUAUCGACCAAAAGUGCAAAAAUUGGAAAAUGACAAUACUGAAGCCCAAGCAGAAAGUUGUCUAUCUGAUGCUGAGACAGUUGCUAAAUUUUUUCCCCAGGGCUUUGUUUCUUUAUCAGUUAUUUGUCCAAAGCAGCUUUCAAAACUUAGGGCAAUCUACAAUGCUGGAAAGCGCAAUCCCCAAGCACCAGAUCCUCCAGUAGAUAACACCAAAAAUCCUCAGUUUCUUGUUAUGAUAUCAGAGAACUUUAUGGAGGCUCGUGCAGCUUUAAGCCGUGCUGGAAUUUCAGCUUUAUCUUCAAAUCAGGGUCCUAUGAAAGUGGACAUGGCUCCGAUCACUUCAGUGACUGCGCAGCCUCCAGCAUCAAUUCGAUCAGCAGCAAAUGGAUCUAUGCUGAACCGGCAACCUGUUUCUGUUGGAAAUGGUCCUACAGCUACAGUGAAAGUGGAGCCCGCAACUGUGACUUCUAUGGUAGCAACUGCACCUAGUUUUCCUCAAAUUCCUCGCCCUGCUUCUCAAGGAGGUGCACCAACCUUGCAAACUUCAUCACCCCCUUCUGUUGUUUCUCAAGACACAACUGCCAGUGGUGAUGGCAUACAAGAUCUGAAGCCAGCUGUAAGUGGAGGAAUGUCACAGCAACCGCUUAGGCCUGGGGGUCCUGCUAACUCAAACAUUCUGAACAACCUUUCUCAAGUACGGCAAGUUGUGAACUCUGCAACCCUAAGUGUUGGGACCUCAAUUGGCCUACCAACAAUGAACCAAACUCCCAUGGCCAUGCACAUGUCAAACAUGAUAUCAUCUAGCGUGAUCCAAUCUUCUGUCCCUCCAGCUGCAACUGCUCAGAAUGUGUAUUCAUCUCAAGGCAUUCCAUCAUCUAUAAGUGGUUCAUUCUCCACUACCCCUUCUAACAUCUCUGCCAAUUCAAGCAUUGGAGUGCCCCAACAACCUACGGCAAAUCUUCAAGGCAUGGGUCAAGCUGUGCAGGGUAUCGGCCAGGGGAACCUGACUGGAGGAUCUCAGAUUGUUCCUAGUGGAAUGGGGAUGAAUCAGAAUAUUAUGAAUCAAGGCCUUGGUGCAGCGAAUGCCUCUUCUGGGACUGGGGCUGGAACUGGGACCGGGACCGGGACUAUGAUCCCUACUCCUGGAAUGGGUCCGCCAGGGAUGCAGUCACUUGGUGCAGGGAACAAUCCUAAUCCUGGAUCUAAUAUGCAAUUGUCCCAGCCGUCAUCUAGUGCUUUGCAAACAGCACAGUCUAAAUAUGUCAAAGUCUGGGAGGGAAAUUUAUCUGGGCAGAGACAAGGGCAGCCAGUCUUUAUCACCAGACUAGAAGGUUACAGAAGUGCAUCGGCAUCAGAGACGCUUGCAGAUAACUGGCCUCAAACUAUGCAAAUAGUUCGUUUGAUAUCUCAGGACCACAUGAACAACAAGCAAUACGUAGGGAAGGCUGAUUUCCUUGUUUUUCGGGCCAUGAACCAGCAUGGUUUUCUUGGACAGCUGCAAGAGAAGAAGCUUUGUGCAGUUAUCCAGUUACCCUCUCAGACUUUGCUCCUCUCUGUUUCAGACAAAGCUUGCCGCUUGAUCGGGAUGCUUUUUCCUGGGGAUAUGGUUGUGUUUAAGCCACAGAUACCCAGUCAGCAGCAGCAACAGUUGCAGCAGCAGCAGCAGAUGCUAGCGCAGCAACACCCGCAGCUGCAGCAGCAGCAGCAGCUUCCGCAGCUCCAACAGCAGCAGCAGCUUCCGCAGCUCCAACAGCAGCAGCAGCUUCCGCAGCUCCAACAGCAGCAGAUCCCUCAGCUCCAGCAGCAGCAGCAGAUCCCUCAGCUCCAGCAGCAGCAGCAGAUCUCUCAACUCCAGCAGCAGCAGCAUCAACAACAGCAGCAGCAGCAUCAACAACAGCAGCAGCAGCAGCAGCAGCAGCAGCAGCAGCAGCAUCAGCAGCAGCAACUGCAACAGCAGCAGCAGCAGCAGCAGCAGCAGCAACAGCAGCAGCUUUCCCAAAUUCAGCAGCAGCUGCAGCAGCAACAGCUCCCACAACAGCAGCAGGUUCAGCAGCUCCCACAACAGCAACAGCUUCAGCAACUUCAGCAGCAACGCCCCCAGCAGCAGCAGCAACAACAGCUUGUUGGAACAGGAAUGGGGCAAGGGUAUGUUCAAGGUCCGGGACGGUCUCAGCUAGUUUCUCAGGGACAAAUUUCGUCUCAAGGGCCCCCCACAAUGCCUGGAGGUGGAUUCUUAGGUUAAUAGGAAAUUGCAAUUAUAUGAUUAUAGCGGUCUCAGAAGAUACGGCUCUGUCGAAGAAUAAAUUUGUUAAUAAAUGAAAUCAUGAUUUUUGCCACAAGCUGGGUAAAUAAUUCUCCAGUAAUUUCAGAAUAUAGAUUGUGCAUUAUGCAUAACUUAGUCA